Eremomyces bilateralis CBS 781.70 is the source of this 1820-nucleotide messenger RNA. RefSeq names its product NAD(P)-binding protein. The record is from RefSeq and is a predicted model, not a curated record. Gene Ontology annotation, cellular component: cytoplasm. Gene Ontology annotation, biological process: NADPH regeneration. Lineage: Eukaryota; Fungi; Ascomycota; Dothideomycetes; Eremomycetales; Eremomycetaceae. Bases 309 to 1577 code for a protein of 422 amino acids. Gene Ontology annotation, molecular function: nucleotide binding; oxidoreductase activity. The transcript is spliced from 5 exons.
GAAUGAAUUAUGAACGGAGGGGAGGAGGAGAGAGCAUCGUGGUUCGAUCAUCCGGAAACAUUCCCGGUUCCACCAUCAGCCUCCAAAUCCUCUCCGGGGGACCGUCUGGAGGAAGAUUGUCCUGAAUUAACCCUGAAGAUCCCAUCUAUUUCUCACAACAAGGAUGGAAUUGAGCGGUGGUAUUUACCCGCGACUCGCGACCAGUGCGGCCUCGGGGCGGGGGGCAUUAGAGACUAUGAACAGCUCUGGGGUUUGCUGCUCGAUUGAAUUGAUCUCUUUUCAUUUAUGAAGUAUUGACUGUAUACAAUAUGGCUCCACUCGAUGUGUGCAUGGUCGGUACUGGGGAGUACACGACGGGAUUUGUUGGCGGAGGAGCUUCCGGAUCAGACAAGAAGGUGGGCGUGGUUGGACUGACGCUCUUUGACCUGCGAAGGCGAGGCAAGGUGGGCAACUUGAGUAUGGUGGGAGUCUCAGGCCAGAAGUUCCCAGCAAUCCGAGAACACCUUACCAAGAACAUCACCCAAGUCUACAACAAUUUGGACACCAGCUUCGACUCCUACCCGGACAACAAUACGUCCGACCCGGAGGCCUACAAGGCGGCUAUCGAUGCCCUUCCUCCCGCCUCUGCCAUCACCAUUUUCACACCUGACCCCACACAUUUCCCAAUCGCUCUGUAUGCCCUCCAAAAGGGCCACCAUGUCCUCGUCACCAAGCCUGCCACGCUGCUCCUCUCCGAGCACCAGAUCCUUCUCGCCGAAGCUCGCAAGCGCAAUCUCCUGGUCUACGUCGAGCACCACAAGCGAUUCGACCCGGCCUACGCAGAUGCCCGACACAAGGCCACGCAAAUCGGCGACUUCAACUACUUCUACAGCUACAUGUCACAGCCGAAGUCGCAGCUGGAAACGUUCAAGGCCUGGGCGGGCAAGGACUCGGACAUCAGCUACUACCUCAACUCGCACCAUAUCGACAUCUGUGCGUACCUGGCACCACAGUGGAGGCCCGCACGCGUGAAUGCAUCGGCGAGUAAAGGGAUCGCCACCGGUGUGGGCUGCGUGGCAGAGACAGAGGAUACCAUCACCUGCAUGGUGGAGUGGGGAAAAUCGGUUGAAGGCAAGGAGGACCAAGUGGAGGAUCUCGGUGCGAAGAGGGCGGUGGGAAUAUACACGGCGAGUUGGACGGCGCCGCAGAAGGCAGGCGUGCACAGUAACCAGUACUUCCACUAUGUCGGGUCGAAGGGGGAGAUUCGCAUGAAUCAGGCCAAGAGGGGAUACGAUGUGACCAGCGACGAUGGCGGGUUGGCGUGGUAUAAUCCUUUCUACAUGUCAUAUGCUCCUGGUCCCACCGGCGAGUUCAAUGGUCAGUCCGGCUACGGCUAUGUGUCGUUCGAGAAGUUCGUCGAUGCCGUCACGGCCCUCAAAGAGGGAACAGCCACAUUGGAUAAUUUCGACAAUAUGAAUUUGCCAACGUUGAAGAACACUCUUGCCACGUCGGCCAUUCUGGAAGCGGGACGGAGAAGCUUGGAUGAGAAGAGACCCAUUGAUGUGGUCGUCAACGGCGAUCAAUGGGAACUCCAAUAGUCUCGGCUGAUGUGGGCUCUUCCUGGAAUGUGUUUUCCCGAAGUUUGAGAAAAUGAAAUUCCCUGUAACCAGAUUUAUUCCUGGCUGGGAGAACAAGGUACGGUAUUCACGUCACAAUGGCGCAUAUAUGAAGGAUUAAGAAGUUCAAUUAUUUUAGAGCCAUAACUAAGCUAUUGAAACACUACGUGUCGCACUUCCAACUUUUGUGAACUUUGACACUGACGUGAUUUGGUACGCGGCGGC